AGCGACAAGUGUAAACAGUAUAUUUUGACUCACAGGAUGUGUUUGGUGCCGUUGGAGAAGUUGCCGAUCGAAAUGCACUCGAGUUUCGAAUCACUGAAGGAGGUAGACUUGGAAUGGGAUCGGGAGUUCGAUGAGCAGCCAUUCGGAGCUGACUACGGUCGCCUUGAAAAUGGCCUCGUUUACUACAUUCGCCAGAAUCCUAAGCCUAAAAUGAGAGCCGCUCUCGCCCUCGCCGUCCAAGCUGGGUCAGUUUUGGAGGAGGAAGACGAGCGAGGAGUUGCACACAUUUUAGAGCAUCUGGCUUUCAGUGCAACUAAGAAAUAUGAAAAUCAUGGGAUUGUUAAGUUCCUGGAAAGCAUUGGAGCUGAAUUUGGUCCUUGUCACAAUGCUUAUACAUCUGCGGAUGAGACUGUUUUUGAAUUGCUGAUUCCUAUAGACAGGCCUGAACUGUUAUCUGAGGCCAUAUCCAUUUUGGCAGAGUUCAGCACAGAGAUUCGAAUCGCAGAUGAAGAUUUGGAGAAAGAACGAGGAGCUGUCAUGGAAGAGUAUAGAAGUGGUCGAAAUGCUGCUAAAAGGACUCAGGAAGCACAUUGGAGAUUGUUGAUGGAAGGCUCAAAGUAUGCUGAACGCUUACCUAUUGGUUUGGAAAAAGUAAUACGAGGCGUUAACACUAAAACAGUGAAGCAUUUUUAUCAUAAGUGGUAUCAUCUAAGCAAGAUGGCAGUGAUAGCUAUUGGUGAUUUCCCUGAUACAAAGAGUGUUGUUGAGUUGAUAAAGACUCAUUUUGGGCAGAAAACUUCAGCAUCUAACCCUACAGCAGUGCCAAAUCUUCCUGUUCCUUCCCAUGAGCAGCCACACUACUCGUGUUUUGUGGAUUCUGAAGCCACCAAGUCUGAAGUGGUGGUCAGCUAUAAGAUGCCAGUUAAGAAAAUGAAGACUGUGAAAGACUACAGGGAUGCACUGGUGGAAUCCAUGUUCCUAAAUGCUUUAAACCAGAGGUUCAUGAAAAUUUCUCAUAGAAAGAAUCCACCCUAUUUCUCAUGCUCGGUAUAUGCUGAAGGUCUUGUUCGCCCAGUUAGAGCUUGUAUAAUCAACUCAUUUUGUAAAGAGAAUGGAACAUUAAAGGCCCUAGAAUCAAUGCUUACUGAGGUUGCAAGGGUACAGCUUCAUGGGUUCUCAGAACAUGAAAUAUCUGUUGUUCGAGCUCUAAUGGUGUCAAGGAUCAAAUCUGUCUACUUGGAGCGUGAUAGAAGGGAAUCAACCAGCCUGAGACAUGACUAUGUACAGCAUUUUAUCCGCAAUGAACCUGUUAUUGGGAUUGAGUACGAGGCUCAACUCCAGAAAACUAUCCUGUCUCAUAUAUUAGCAUCAGAGGUAUCCAAGUAUGCAGAGAAAUUACAAACCUCAUGCAGCUGCGUCAUAAAGACAGUUGAACCUCGAGCUUCUGCAACAAUUGCUGACCUGAAAGAGGCUAUUUUGAAGAUAAGUCAAUUUGAGAAGGAACAGAGCAUCGCUCCUUGGGAUGAAGAACAAAUUCCAGAAGAAAUCAUAGAUAUAAAGCCAAAUUCAGGGAACAUUGUAGAGCAGCAUGAAUACGCAAAUAUUGGAGCUACUGAACUAAUUCUAUCAAAUGGCAUGAAAGUUUGCUACAAGUCUACGGACUUUUUGAACAAUCAGAUUCUUUUUUCUGGGUUCUCAUAUGGGGGUUUAUCUGAACUCUCAGAAAGUGAGUAUCUUUCAUCUAUGAUGGGAGCACCAUUUGCUAGAGAACUAGGUGCAUUUGGUCACAAACCACCAGUAUUAGCAGAUAUGCUUGCUGGUAAAAGAGUUACAGUCACCACAGAGGUUGGGGCAUACAUGAGAACCUUCCAUGGUGAUUGUUCACCCUCUGAUUUGGAGAUUGCCUUGCAGCUUGUCUAUCAACUAUUUAUGGAAAAUGUAACACCAGGAGAAGAAGUUGAUUUAGUGUUGCAAAAGACAGAAGAAGAUAUUCGUGCUCAAGAGAGGGAUCCUUACACUGCAUUGAGAAACCGGUUGACUGAGCUUUUGUAUGGAAACUCUUAUCAUUUUAGGCCUCUUAAAAUAAGUGACCUCAGUAAUGUUAAUCCAUUGAAAGCCUGUGAAUAUUUCAACAGCUGUUUCAAGGAUCCAUCAACUUUUACUGUUGUGAUUGUUGGGAAUAUUGAUCUACCAACUGCAAUUCCUUUGAUACUCCAGUAUUUGGGUGGAAUACCAAAGUCGCCAAAACCUAUUCUCCACCGGAAGGGAGAUUACAUCAAAGGACUACCAUUUAACUUCCCCACAAGUGUAGUAAGAGAAGAGGUACACAGGCCGAUGGUGGAAGAACAAUGUUGGGUCACACUAUCCUUUCCUGUGGAGCUGAUGAAAGGGGCAAUGGUAGAAGAGAUUUGGCAUCUUCACUUCCUGACUGUACUUUUUGAAACAAAAAUAUUACAGGUUCUGCGUUUCAAGCAUGGACAGAUCUACUCUGCAAGUGUUUCAGCAAACCUUGAUGGUAACAUGCCUUGUAGAAUUGAUGACAUACAUGGCUAUAUUAGAAUAGCCUUUUCUUGUGACCCGAAAAUCUCCUCUAAGCUGGUCAAUAUUGUUUUGGAUGAAAUAUUGCUUCUCCAAAAAGAAGGGCCUUCAACUCAGGAUGUUUCAACCAUUCUAGAAAUUGAACAGAGGUCCUAUGAAAACGGACUACAGGAUAAUAACAAGUGGUUGGGUAAGAUUUUAAGCAGCUACCAAUCUAGGAUCUAUUCUGGUGAUAUUGGCACUUCCUUUAAGGUUAAUUUAGAAGGACGCUCCAGAAUUAGAGAAUCACUUACACAAUUAACAACACAGUCAGCAAUGCAGAGGAUAGUGCCCUACCCUUGCAAAAAUCAGCACACUGUUGUUGUUCUAAUGCCCCAACCAUGUCAGUCGAAGUGAUUGAGAUUAGCUCUGAUAUGGAACCCUUAUGAAAGAGAUGCAAAGAUCUUAGCAGGAUUUGCUAGUCUGAGAGUCAUGGCUCACAGUUUGUGGAGAUAUUCAUGGAGAUUGUAGGAAGCUUGUGUACAUCACAGCUUCAUGUACAAGGAAAGUGUGAAGCUUCCAAAAACAUUGCUUCAUUGAAAAAAGUUGAGACAAAGAAAUUCAUGUCAUGGUCAACAAACCGGAAGUUCCAAGUGUUUCAAAGUAGGCAUGUUAUUGGAGAAGCAAAGAAUGUAGCCAACAUCCUAGCUAAAUAGGGGUGCAAAAAGCUUUGGUUUCUUUUGUUUCUUUUGAUGAAGGUUCCCUCAAUGUGUAAUACUGCUUUUAUCCAUUACAAAGCGGAUUGCAUUUCAUUUCAUUCAGAACUUGUAAUACUACCUUUUAAUUAAUGAUAUUUUCUUGA
Molecule: messenger RNA, 3379 nt
Organism: Rubroshorea leprosula
Lineage: Eukaryota; Viridiplantae; Streptophyta; Magnoliopsida; Malvales; Dipterocarpaceae
Source: the annotation of a GenBank genome assembly